AGGGUUAUAUAAGUGUCGCUUGGGUUCGCUUUGUCCUUUGCUUCAUCGCUUUUUUCCAUGUUCACUCAGUCCUGGAAAACGAUUGCACUCUCCUUGCUUCUAGCUCGCUUGGUAACAUUGGUCCUGUACCGAUUGUUCUUCCAUCCUCUCCGAAAAUUCCCUGGACCGUGGCUCGCCUCUGUCACCAAGUACUACAGGGGAUACUAUGAGAUUUUUCGUGACGGAGGUUGGCUGGACCAGCUAGAAGUAUUGCACCAGCGGUAUGGUCCGGCUGUCAGAGUCGCUCCAAGCGAGCUUCACUUCAGUGAUCCCGAUGCUUACGACGACAUCUAUGUGACUUCAAAAAUACUCAAGGAUCCCACGUGGUACUUUACGACGUCGCCAGCUCCAGGAUCAGUGUUUAGUGAGAUUGAUCCGAAGGAAGCUGCAAAGAGGCGAUUCAAGCUUGGUUCAUAUCUUUCUCGGAAAGCUGUCCUACGACUAGAGGAAGUUGUUCAAGCAAAGGUGAAUAAACUCGUCAAGAUAUUAUCAUCGUACCCUACGCCACCGGAUAUACACUUCGGCUUCCGAGCUGCAACCUUCGACAUCAUCUCGUCCUAUGUGUUCGCGCAAGAAAUGAAUGCACUCGACUGCCCGGACUUUAAGCACCCAUUCCUCACUGCUAUGGACGACAUUUUUCGGACCGCGUGGAUCCUUAAAUAUCUUCCCUUCCGUCUCGACCGACUUCCCGAAUGGAUCUGUCGGAGGAUCGCCCCCGUCACUAUACCACUAAUUGAGGAACGGCAUUAUAUUGCAAACAAAAUUGAUGAACUAGCAAUUAACGUUGACCACCAUGACCCGGAGGAGAAAAAGGCAAUUUUUGAUAUGUAUCUCAGGGAUUCUUCGCAUGGUCUUCCCAGAUGGAAGCUCAUCGACGAAGGUGCUGCUUUCCAAAUGGCUGCGACUGACACGACAGCAAACGCAUGUUUGCAUGGGACAUUCCAUCUCUUGAUGAAUCCGGAGAUUCUUGUCAAGUUGAGGAAAGAACUGGACGACGCUUGGAAGGACGCGGAAGAGGACAUGAAGUAUGAGCAACUCGAGGGACUUCCGUAUCUCGGUGCCGUUAUCAGAGAAUCUUUGCGACUGUCCUGCGGGAUAUCCUCGCCUACGCCCCGGCUGGUCGGAGAGCAGGAGGUGACUAUUGCAGGCUGUACGGUACCUCCAGACACGAUCGUCGGCUGUGCCUCGUACAUAGUGCACUCGAAUCCAACUCUCUUUCCGGACCCGCACACAUUUAUUCCAGAACGUUGGUUGGGCGAAAACUCACGCAAGUUAGAGAAGCAUCUCGUGGCAUUCUCAAAGGGACCCCGAAUCUGCUUGGGUAUCAACUUGGCCUGGUGCGAAAUGUAUCUCAUUCUCGCUAAUAUCUUCCGCAAGUUGGAUUUUGAGGCUUAUGAGGCGACACCGGAAAGUGUCCGGUUCAGGGACUACAUUCUGCCUCUUUUCCAUGACCGCCUUCAUGUGCGAGUGAAUGGCUUGAGGACCUGAAGAAUGCGCUGUGUUCCCUCGACUCGAUCAGGCUAUGCGAAAAAGAAACGUCGUCAUAUAUAUUAAACGAGGAUAGACUAUAUUUAUGUCGUACGGGAUACGGUUGAUAACAGUCGUGCAGGAUAUCGUGGACUGAGGACAAUCCUUUGUCUAUGUAUCAAUUCAGUGGCAACUCUAUCCGAGGAAAUCGUGUAAAUGUACUUCUAUGCGUAGUUCACAAUUCAUCAAAUUUCAG
This is a messenger RNA of Marasmius oreades (fairy-ring Marasmius), 1762 nucleotides long. RefSeq lists its product as uncharacterized. Gene Ontology annotation, molecular function: monooxygenase activity; iron ion binding; heme binding. The record is from RefSeq and is a predicted model, not a curated record. Bases 58 to 1527 code for a protein of 489 amino acids. The transcript is spliced from 8 exons. Lineage: Eukaryota; Fungi; Basidiomycota; Agaricomycetes; Agaricales; Marasmiaceae.